Molecule: messenger RNA, 2410 nt
Organism: Oncorhynchus gorbuscha (pink salmon)
Lineage: Eukaryota; Metazoa; Chordata; Actinopteri; Salmoniformes; Salmonidae
Product: UDP-glucuronosyltransferase 2C1-like
Exons: 5
Coding region: 143-1747 (534 amino acids)
Molecular function (GO): UDP-glycosyltransferase activity
Source: RefSeq, a predicted model, not a curated record
UCUGUUUGUAAAUCAUCUACCUGGGCUAUGGCAGGACUUCUGUACUAUCAGGAGUAUGAACCUUCAGAAGUUCAAAGUAUUGCCAGCCGAUAUGUAACCAUUUCCGUUGUUAGUGCUGCAUGGACUCUAUAGCACCAACACAAUGUAUUCCCGCUCUCCUUGGGGACACCUCUCGUUUCUAAGUCUGGUGUCAUUUCUGCUUCUCCUUCCUGCACCGUCCUGCCAUGGAGGAAAAGUCCUGGUCUUUCCUGUCGAUGGAAGCCACUGGAUCAACAUGAAGGUACUGAUCGAGGAGCUUCAUGCCAGAGGCCACACCAUCACGGUGGUCAGACCCUCCACCAGCUGGUACAUCACUGAGGAGUCACCGCUAUACACCUCCAUCACCAUCAAGGAGAAAGAAUCCUUAUACAGCUUCUUCGAGGCCUUCCUACAGAAGCACUUUAAGGCUCAGCAAGAGGUGGUAUCAACACUGAGGUUCUUCCAACUAACCAUGGAGUUCCUCAGUAUGAUAGAAGAAGCGCACUUCCUGGCUUGCGACACACUGGCUCGCAUGUUCGACGACAAGGAGCUGAUGAAGAGUCUCCAGGACGCUCAGUAUGACAUGAUGCUCACCGACCCUGCUAUGGCUGGAGGGCUGCUGAUGGCCCACUACCUCAAACUGCCUGUGGUGCUCAACGCCCGUUGGAUCACCAGUGGGGAGGGCCAUUUUGCCAUCGCCCCCUCUCCCCUGUCCUACAUCCCGGUCCCAGGGUCUGGAUUCACUGACAAGAUGACCUUCGUCCAACGGGUCCAAAACAUGCUGCACUACAGCAUCAUCGUGUAUCAGCAGAGGUUCAUGGUUGGGCCGAGUUAUGACGCAAUUUGCGCCAAGUACUUCGAAGGGGGCUGUGACAUCAUCUCCUUGAUCCAGGAAGCUGACAUCUGGCUGAUGAGGUCUGACUUUGUGUUUGACUUCCCCCGUCCCACCAUGCCCAAUGUCGUCUACAUGGGGGGGUUCCAGUGCAAGCCGGCCCAGCCCCUGCCUCCAGACCUGGAGGAGUUUGUCCAGAGUGCCGGGGAGCAUGGGGUGAUCGUCAUGUCUCUGGGGACUCUUGUCAAUGCACUUCCUGUUGAUAUCACAGACCAGAUCGCCAGCGUGUUCGCCAAGCUGCCUCAGAAGGUGAUCUGGAGGCACCGGGGCAAAAGGCCCUCCACUCUGGGCAACAACACUCUUCUGGUGGACUGGAUGCCCCAGAAAGACCUCCUGGGUCACCCCCAAACCAGAGCCUUUGUGGCCCACGGAGGAACCAACGGGGUCCAGGAGGCCAUCUACCACGGCACCCCAGUGCUGGGGAUACCCCUGUUCUUUGACCAGUAUGACAAUCUUCUGCGUCUGCAGGAGAGAGGCGCUGCCAAGAUCCUGGAGCUGGCCAUGUUCAACGGACCCAGUUUCCAGCAGGCUCUGAACCAGGUGCUCACCCACGCCCCCUACAGGGAGAACAUGCAGAGGCUGUCCCGCCUGCACAGGGACCAGCCCAUCAAGCCCAUGGACAAGGCCCUCUUCUGGUUGGAGUUUGUGAUGCGACACAAGGGGGCGUCUCACCUCCGUACGUCGGCCAACAGGAUGCCCUGGUACUCUUACCACUCUGUGGACGUGCUGCUACUGCUGCUGGCUGCUGGGGGAGGAGUCUUGCUCUUUACUGGGCUCCUGAUCAGGAUCCUCUGGAGAACCUGCCGGAAGAACAGGAACAAAACCAAACAACACUGACACCAGUAGCAGAAUCACAUUACUGGAAAUCAAGACUGUUCUCAGGGCAGACCUGCUCAUAGCUAAAUAGUUUUAAUUCUACCAUUUUAGGUAAUCCUACCCUUUUCCCUAAACUUAAUGUAGUUCUCCUAAACCACUGGGUAAGUUCUCUUAACCUGCUACAAAAAAAGUAACUUCUGUUAGUAAAAAUGAGCAGACACUGCCCUGAGAGCAGUGUUAGUAUCCACUAAUUAGAUACAUUAGAUGUUCUUUAAUCUAUAUGAAUUAUAAAUCUGUACUUAUAUCAGGAACAACAUCAAACAACUUAUUAAAACCUACAACAACCGUGCAGCCACAGGGCCUUACACCCACAGUGCCUUCACCCACAGGGCCUUACACCCACAGGGCCUUACACCCACAGGGCCUUACACCCACAGGGCCUUACACCCACAGGGCCUUCACCCACAGGGCCUUCACCCACAGGGCCUUACACCCACAGGGCCUUCACCCACAGGGCCUUCACCCACAGGGCCUUACACCCACAGGGCCUUACACCCACAGGGCCUUCACCCACAGGGCCUUCACCCACAGGGCCUUACACCCACAGGGCCUUCACCCACAGGGCCUUACACCCACAGGGCCUUCACCCACAGGGCCUUACACCCACAGGGCCUUCACCCACAG